CUUCUUACCACCAUCAUGUUCUCUCUUAUCUUUCUUUUCAUUCCCCUGGCUUUUGCUCAACAAUCCGCAGUCACGGACUAUGCGCCCUCCGUAAACCAGCCAUGCCCUGACCUCACGUCAACGGAGUUUGUCCGCGUAUGGGAGCCUCAAAAUCAAACAUUGAACGCUAAAGAGGAGAGUUACGUCUCAACUCGUCAGAAUACAACCAUACCUAUCGCUUGGGGAGACUGGCUUGGGGAUGGUUCACAGAUAGGCUACAACUUCUCUUCGUUCAAAGAUCUUCCCAAGGUCGGAAUCGCUGUCCCAGGUGGUGGUCUGAGAGCAGCCCAGGUCGGCGCCGGUACUCUCAGUGGCAUUGAUGCUCGUGAUCAGUCUGCUAAAUCAGCGGGAACUGGUGGACUUCUUCAAGUUUCAUCUUAUAUCACCGGGUUGUCAGGUGGCUCAUGGGUAACCUGUUCUCUCAUAAUGAAUAAUUUCCCCACGCUGCACGAUUUAGUCUUUGGCAACGGAAAGGAAUUGAACGGCUGGCAGCUCAACCUCCCCUUCGUAACUCCUGACGGAAGUAACCUGUUCUCGGAAAUGAAUCAGUAUUUUUUUGGGAGCAUACUCUGGAGUGUGAUGGCGAAAGCCAAAACUGGCAUAGACACUUCUCUAACAGACGUGUGGGCUAGGAUGAUAUCUUACCACUUUCUAAACCAGACUACAUCCAAAAACUUUUUCACGAAUGACUCUGCCCACGGCGCAGGUCAGUUGUGGUCGCACGUUCCUAAACUGUCGGCCUUUCAGAAGUUUGAGCUACCUUUCCCCAUGCUCGUCUCCGAUUCACGACCAUUCAAAUCCAACUUGACGACGGCGUUAACUCUCGAGCCUACCGUGUAUGAGAUCACCCCUUAUGAACUGGCGUCGUACGACCCAAAUCUGUCAGCCGGUGCAAAUAUGACCUAUGUCGGGACACACAUGACAAACAGAAAACCUGAAGGUGGAUCCACUUGUGUGACAGGUUUUGAUCAAGUAGGCUUCGUAAUGGGAUCGAGCGCUAGCCUCUUUAAUCAAAUACUUGAUUUUGGACACAACACUCUCCAGGGUUUCUCCGAUUCUGACGGUGCUGGACUCAUCUACGUACUUUCCCGUCAAUUGAGUGAAGUACGCACCCGUGCGGACGAUGUUGCCAAUUGGCCCAGUCCGUUCCACGGGUUGAAGCCGGAAAUUUUCGGUGACUCUCCAUCUACAUGGCUCGAGCUACUAGAUGGCGCAUCUAACCUAGAGAACGUCCCCUAUGGACCUCUUUUCGUGAAUAAGAGGGCUCUCGAUGUGAUCGUCACGGUGGAGAGCAGCGCCGAUGACCCUCAGAGCUGGCCCAAUGGCAGUUCGCAGAUUGUUACGUCGAGACGACUGAACACAAUCUUGAAGUCUUCACAUCAGCCCUUCCCCCCCAUUCCACAGGACCCACAGGCAUGGAUAGAGACAGGAGUACGCAGCCGCCCAACAUUCUUCGGAUGCGACCCCACUCAGAACCCCCCCGAGUAUCCUCUCAUGAUCUACCUCCCGAAUGCGCCACCCUUUAAUGGCGACGAUCCUGUUGCCAACACUGCCACUUUUCGUCUCACUUACACUUUGAAACAUUCCCAACUCUUGUUCGACCAAGUUCGCAAUAACGUCAUUUCCGGAUUCGUCCCAGGUACAAACGAAGCCGACCCAAACUUUGGCAAAUGCCUGCAAUGUGCCGCCAUUGACCGUGCUCGAAUGAAGGUCCAACCUUCGAUUGCACGUUCAGAUUUCUGCGGGAAAUGCUUCCAACAAUACUGCUUUGACCCUCAACAUCCUCCAAGUCUUUCGCAAGUGCCAAAUCGGAAACUCCAAUUCGUUGAUCCUGACCCCCAAGGAGUGGCCCAACUAUCGGGUUUCUUCGCGGUGAACAAGUUCAAGCUAAUCGGAGGUCUUAUUGGAUUGAUCGUAUUCAUCGGUUUAGUUAUUGGCGGGCUGAUAUGGUGGAGAAAGCGUCGGGAUGUGAAAUACAAACGUGUCAGUGCUUUGCACGGCGAGGAACCCUUGAACAAAUCUUAUGCAGAUUAUGUUCGCCCAGAGUCAUACGAAUUACCUGCACAUCAAGGGAGUCUCAAGGUUGAUGUUGCUGACGGACGCGCUCUAUAGUGUAGAUCAUUUUUUAUCAUCUCGAUUGGGGCUUGGUGUCGUGGACCAUCUGCUUUUAGUUCGACUUUCAUUCUGUACCUAUUAUGUUAUCGAGGUGACCUCGUGUUCAUAUAACAGCAUCUAAUAUACAAUAUAACUAUAACUCACGCACA
Marasmius oreades (fairy-ring Marasmius) is the source of this 2303-nucleotide messenger RNA. RefSeq lists its product as uncharacterized. Gene Ontology annotation, molecular function: A2-type glycerophospholipase activity. NCBI's taxonomy places the organism in Eukaryota, Fungi, Basidiomycota, Agaricomycetes, Agaricales, Marasmiaceae. The coding region runs from base 16 to 2151 and encodes 711 amino acids. Gene Ontology annotation, cellular component: cytosol. The transcript is spliced from 8 exons. The record is from RefSeq and is a predicted model, not a curated record. Gene Ontology annotation, biological process: glycerophospholipid catabolic process.